This is a messenger RNA of Kwoniella botswanensis, 1281 nucleotides long. RefSeq lists its product as uncharacterized. The transcript has 2 exons. Bases 1 to 1281 code for a protein of 426 amino acids. NCBI's taxonomy places the organism in Eukaryota, Fungi, Basidiomycota, Tremellomycetes, Tremellales, Cryptococcaceae. The record is from RefSeq and is a predicted model, not a curated record. Gene Ontology annotation, molecular function: protein binding.
AUGUCAGGUGAUUCAGCUGCGGGGAAACCAGUCAUCGAGGAGGAUGUAACUCCGUCAACAUCGGCACCUGCCUCGGCUCAAAAUCCAAUCACAACUUCCCCUCCCAAACCUUCAGCUGGUCCAUCAUCCCCCUCCAAAUCAAUCGAAUCACCUCAUCCAUCACAGCCCACUCCUUCUCAUUCUCGUUCCGGCAUAAUCGAUCUUACUUCACCCCAAUCCUCUCCAUCAAGGAGACAAUCCACCACACCAUCACUCACUUCUUCCCGUCCAGCUCCAGCCUCCCCGGCAUCUUCCAGACCACCUUCAACACAAUUCGACUCUACUCUCAGGGAUCGUUCCGGUUCUCUCUCAGCCUCAUCUAACAGGAGAGUAUCUUCUUCAUCAGCUUCGUCAUCUACGGCUAAAGGACCGAAUUCCAAAUCGAGAUCGAGGGCAUCAUCAAAAGUCAGGCCUAAAUCUAUGCUCGGAACGAAUAUAACAUUACCUGAAUCGUCAACUUCCACCGCACCUUCCGAAGAUCCAAAGAAUUCAAGUACAUUACCAAUACCUGAACAUAACGAACAAGGUCCAUCUGCUUCAACAUCGGUAUCCGCAUCGCAAAUGAUGGAAUCAUCAUGGGGUGAUGAUACUCCUACUGAAUCAUUUCAAGUCAUCUUACCUUCAGUUAUCAUUCGUGAUUUCGCAUACCCAUCUACAGACGAGAGGUUUCAUGGUAGAGGUGUGAUAGAGGAUGAAGGAAAUGCAAGUGAAUCAAAUUCAAAUGUGUUCAAAUGGCCUUGGAAAGGUGAUCCCGCGGAAAGUUCGUCAGGUGGAGCGGGAGGGGGUUGGGGUGGAUUUGGUUUUCUGGGAGGAUGGAGAAACAGAUCUACUCAAGAUAAAGAUGAUAGACCGACAUUCGAAGAUGACGACGACGAAGAUGAUAUUUCAGAUGAUGAUGAAAGGGAUGAUCAAUAUUAUUCGUCACCUGCUCAAUCCGAUUCCGGAUUUAGUCCCUCGGCCUCGACAUCUUCGUACUCUUACAAUAUUCUCGAACCACUUUCUCCCUCCAUAGAGCCCAAAGGAUAUUUUCGCGCGGCCUAUCCGUUCCAGGCAUUAAGCUCGGGCGAAAUGAAUCUCCAAGAAGGUGAUUUGGUGAAUCUCGUAGGAAGAGGGAAUGGUGAUCCAGGUUGGGUCAUUGCUAGAUGGGUGAAUAUCCAAAAUGGCAAAAUUAUAGGUAUAGAUGAGAAAGUGGGAUUGGUACCGGAAAGUUAUUUAGAGAGAGUUGAAGUGGUUGAGGAUUAG